This is a messenger RNA of Aspergillus homomorphus CBS 101889, 1786 nucleotides long. Its product is annotated as flavodoxin reductases (ferredoxin-NADPH reductases) family 1. The transcript has a single exon. Lineage: Eukaryota; Fungi; Ascomycota; Eurotiomycetes; Eurotiales; Aspergillaceae. Gene Ontology annotation, biological process: nitric oxide catabolic process; cellular response to nitrosative stress. The coding region runs from base 295 to 1578 and encodes 427 amino acids. Gene Ontology annotation, molecular function: FAD binding; heme binding; oxygen binding. Gene Ontology annotation, cellular component: intracellular anatomical structure. The record is from RefSeq and is a predicted model, not a curated record.
AUCCAGAUAUAUACUGUGAAACCCACAGAAAACUACUAAUAGUGAUUUCCUCCCGCUGUAGCAGAGAUUAUCUAAGUUGAAGUGGGCGAGAACACCAGAAGCGCUCAUUAAGGGUCGAACCACGGCUCGUCCUCCCGCCAAUGCCAUGCACGGUGAUUGUGGCAAAGCUAUUGACACCAUCACUCUGUUACACUGUCUCAGCAAUAUGAAGCUCAAUGCAGGGCUCGAUUGCCCACUGGUGAACCCCAGCAUCUUUAUCCCUCAUCACCCCUGGGAAGAGUUUCAUAAUUCACUAUGAUUUGGCGUAGAUUAAGUCUCCCAUCGGCCAUUCUACGCCGAGCGUUCACAACCACCCGCACAGCUCGCGCCCAACUAACCAACCAACAAAUUGAAAUUGUAAAAUCCACUAUCCCGGCGCUGGAAAAGCAUGGCGUCGAGAUCACAACGCUCUUCUACCGGAACAUGCUCGACCAGCACCCGGAACUGAAGAACAUUUUCAACACCGCCCACCAAGCAACCGGGGAGCAGCCCGCCGCCCUGGCCCACGCCGUGUGGGCGUACGCCAGCAACAUCGAGCACCCGGAGGCCCUGGCGACCGCGGUAUCUCGCAUCGGGCACAAGCACGCCAGCCUCGGCGUGACAGCAGACCAGUACACGAUCGUGGGCAAGUACCUCCUGGAAUCGAUCCAGCAAGUCCUAGGAGAUGCAGUGACAGAGCCGGUGCGCGACGCCUGGACGGCGGCCUACCAGCAGCUAGCCGAGAUCUUCAGCAACUUCGAAGACAACCUCUACCAACAAGCGCUCGCAACGCCGGGGGGCUGGAAAGGGUGGCGCAAAUUUCGCAUCGCGAACAAAAUCUACGAAAGCGACGAGAUCAUCUCCUUCCACCUGACGCCGAUCGACCAGGGCGCUUUACCGGCUUACCAGCCGGGCCAGUUCGUGAGCGUGCGCUGCUUCGUCCCCGAGCUCGGCGUCUACCAGCCGCGGCAGUACAGUCUAUCCGAUGUGCCCAACCGGAAGUACUUCCAGGUCUCCGUGAAGAAGGAGUUCGCGGCCGGUGCGCGACCCGCCGGCCGCAUCUCUAACGUGCUGCACGAGUCGCUUCCCGUCGGCGCGGAGCUGGAGGUUAGCAUGCCGUUUGGUGAUUUCGUGCUGGAUGUCAACCGCUCGACACCCGUGGUCCUGUUGAGCGGCGGCGUGGGGCUAACGCCGAUGAUGUCGAUGCUGAAGGCUAUCACGGCUGCCUCUAAGGCCCGGCGCGUGGUUUUCGUGCAUGCCGCGCGCAACAGUCGCGUGCAUGCGAUGAAGGACACGCUGGCUCAGAUCCAGAGGGAGAAUCCCCAGGUCUCGCGGGCGAUCUUCUAUGAGCAGACCACCGCGGAUGAUCGGCAGGGCGUGGAUUAUGAUUAUGCGGGCCGGGUGGAUGUCGCCAAGAUUCAGGACCAGGUUGUCUUGCCGGACGCGGAUUACUACAUCUGUGGCCCGUCGCCGUUCAUGAAAGCGCAGAGUCAGGAUCUGCAGCGUCUGGGCGUUGAUCUGGGUCGCAUCCAUAUGGAGGUCUUUGGGUCUCCCACUUGAGGUUGCUUGGGGAGUGGUGUAUGGUGAUGUCCCUUAGCUUGCAUUGCAUGGUGUUUGUGUUACUAUAAGGACUAAGCUAUCUAGUGGUCCUCGGAAGGAUUGAGGUCGGUGGUCCGGGAUGCGGAACACAUCACUGGUGCAAUUUCCUACACGUAGCGUUGACACUGACAUAGGAAUUUCCGGUAGAGAUGAUUGGAUCGCAAUGUAC